AUGUACCCUAUCUCUGGGCGGAACGAUACCCUCGAACGACCGUCCACCUCCGGACGAAACUUUGGAAAAUUAUACUCUACCCCCGACCUCCGACCUGUUAAAACGUUUUCCCGGUCUCCCUUCCUCUCCCAAUUCCUCUUUUGUUGCAUGAAAGUCUCCAAGUUCCUCCACCUCCUCAGGCAACCCUUCAAUAACCAAAACGCGGGGUAA
Messenger RNA from Morchella importuna, 210 nucleotides. RefSeq lists its product as uncharacterized. The transcript has 2 exons. Bases 1 to 210 code for a protein of 69 amino acids. The record is from RefSeq and is a predicted model, not a curated record. NCBI's taxonomy places the organism in Eukaryota, Fungi, Ascomycota, Pezizomycetes, Pezizales, Morchellaceae.